CCAGGUUCCUCUCUGGGCUCUUUGUCUUCUUCCUGUCAGGUAGAGGAUUGCUCUGCUGGCUAGCAGAGGUUCCUUGGCAGCCAGAUAAACUCCUGGGACCACUCCCACCCAAGCUGGGAGGAAAAUGCAUUGAGUCCUCACUGGGCCUGCAGGGCAUCACAGAAAACGCCAGCAAGAUGGAUGGCCCCAGCAAUAUCUCACUGGUCCAUGGUGAUACCACGCUGGGCCUGCCAGAGUACAAGGUGGUCUCAGUCUUCCUAGUGCUCCUGGUGUGCACCACCGGCAUCGUGGGCAACGCCAUGGUGGUCCUGGUUGUGCGGACCUCACAAGACAUGCACACGCCCACCAACUGCUACCUGGUCAGCUUAGCUCUAGCCGACCUGAUAGUGCUGGUGGCCGCGGGGCUGCCCAAUGUCUCUGACAGCCUGGUGGGGCACUGGAUCUAUGGACAUGCUGGCUGCUUGGGUAUCACCUACUUCCAGUAUCUAGGCAUCAAUGUCUCCUCCUGCUCUAUCCUGGCAUUUACUGUGGAGAGGUACAUCGCCAUUUGCCACCCAAUGAAAGCACAGACUGUGUGCACUGUGGCCCGGGCUAAACGGAUCAUCGCAGGUAUUUGGGGGGUCACAUCCCUCUAUUGCCUACUCUGGUUCUUCUUGGUGGACCUCAAUGUCCAUGACAAUCAGCGCCUGGAAUGUGGCUACAAGGUGUCCCGAAACCUCUACCUGCCCAUCUACCUGCUGGACUUCACUGUCUUCUUCAUCGCACCCCUGCUGGUGACCGUGGUGCUCUAUGGGCUCAUCGGGAGGAUUUUAUUUCAGAGCUCAUUGUCCCAGGAGGCCUGGCAGAAGGCGAGACAACCCACUGGGCAGGGUGAGGGUGCACCAGGCAGUUGCUGCUCUAGAUCCAAGGGCUCCAUGUCCUCCAGGAAGCAGGCCACCAGGAUGCUGGCGGUGGUCGUGCUGCUUUUUGCCUUGCUGUGGACCCCCUACCGCACGCUGGUGUUGCUCAACUCUUUCCUGGCCCAGCCUUUCCUGGAUCCCUGGGUUCUGCUGUUCUGCCGCACCUGUGUCUACACCAGCAGUGCCAUCAACCCUGUCAUCUACAGCCUCAUGUCCCAGAAGUUCCGUGCGGCCUUCCUGAAGCUGUGCUGGUGCAAGGCAGCUGGGCUGCAGAAGCGUGCAGCAUGCGUCACUGCCGGCAGCGUCAGUGCUGUCCAGGAGACCCCAGGAGGGACUGAGAAGAUGCAGCUGGGCUCCAUAGAGGCCUCAGGUCCCACAGCUGCUGGGUCCCUGCGUUGCCAGCAAGAGCCCCACUUCAGUGCACUCUGAAGGCUCCUGCCUGGCCCCUGACUCUGCUCCCUGUGCUGGCUUGCUCACUGGUCUGGUUGGUAUCUGCUCUGAGCACUGCUGGAUCGCCAGGAGAGGGACAGAUAGCUCACUGCCCAUGGGUCACCAGAGGUCCCUUUACCAUGAAGGAGGACACUGGAAUGUUCUCAGCUAGAUCCUGUGUGGGUAGCUCUCUAUUCUGAAGCCAGGCUGGUGGGAACAGAGAGGAAGCUGGAGACCCAGUCUUCACCCCUUCAAAACCUUUCAUCUGUUCCCACUCAUUACUUUAAGCAUCUUUUGGAGUUUAUUAUUGAAGGAGUGUCCUUCCAGGCGUUGAGCACUGCUGUCCCUUGAUGAGCCCAUGCGUACAGGUUUCAAAUGUGGUCAUUGGACAGUGGGGGUUAUACAGAAUGGGUGUCCAGCCAGUCACCCAGGGCUGUUCCAUGAUGUUCAUCCCUGGCCCCAGCAUCCCUUCCAGUCUUCCAUUAAGGUGGGCAGCCCUGUAAGAGAGCCCACCAAGCAAGCUCACCCACCACAGAUGUGCUUGAAGGAAACAAUUUGUCUUCCCAACCAGCACCAAGAAGUCACCUCUACCUCCUUGGCCCCAAAUGUGCAAGCCUGGCUGUCUGGACCCUCUCUGCCAGUUGCUGUCCUGCAUGCUAUGCUUUUAUUGGAGGCAUGCUGCAGACUCAAGAGAUGUCAGGAGAAGCCUCUGCUGGGAGCCAGCCCCAUCACUGCCUACAGGACUACUGGCUGAGCCUGAGGACCAGUAGGCUUCAUGUCCCACACUGUAAAAUGGGGCCAGUGACCCUGCCUUAGUCCCAGGACCCCAACAUUGAGGAACACUAUAGCAAACAUGUUUCAAUACGCAGAAGUGGUCACCCUGACUGGAGACCUCAGGAAGGCAGGAAUUGGUGGAUGCUGGUGUGUGUGUGUGUGUGUGUGUGUGUAUGGUGUGUAGUGUGUGUGUGUGUGCCCGCAUAGCUGUACCAGGUGAGUCAGCCUACUCAUACAGCUUCUGCCUUCCCGGCUGGAUGUGAUCCUACUGACUCAUUCCUGCUCUGGGUACCUGGGCUACUCCAAAAUAGAACUGACUUUUUAGGGGCUCUGAUUGCUGAGUCUGGUUUUGUGGGGUAGGACAUUUAGAACCUCACAUAUGGGGGAUUAAAGGACCUUACUAGAGGGAAAGUCAACACAACAGUUGGGGGUCACCCAGAGCAGCGGGAGCCCUACCUGAGGCCUGCCCAUGCCGUGGUCUCCAGACUGAGGGGCACGUUCUUUGGACGCCCCCACACCAGGCUGGCUGUGCUAGGGCAGGACUUGCUCCACCCUCUACCUGAGCUGGCUGUUCCUGCCAUCCUUAGAGCCCCUUCACCCUGUGACUUCUUCUUUACCACACCCAUGUGACAUGCACGUGUCCCCUGGCGGAUGUGGCCAGACAGACCUGAUCCCUAGCUCCUCCCCGUCUCCUGCACUCUGAGAUCAGAGCUUACAUGAAGUAGAUGUGGGGGGCAAACAUGGAGGUAAGGCAGUCAGAUCCAGCCAUGAUCUCCCAGGCUGCCCGGUCUGCCUGUGUGCUCUGCAAGCUCCACCCGGCCCAGACUUGUGACCUCUCUCUCUGACUGUGGCCUGGACAAACCUUGCUGACAUCAGACACUCCAAAUAUUUUCCUGUCCUAUCUCAUCUUUCCUAGUUACCCACUCCCCUGAAGCACAGCACCAGGGGAGUGGCCUUUGUCAAAUGCAGACCUGAAGAUCACAUUACGACAGGCCUCUUGGUGCGGCACACUGGGUAGUACUCACUUUCUUGGGUGAACUUGGUCUUGUAGAGCCAGCUCAGACUGGCAGAGCUCUUGAGGUCUGCUCCAUGCCAUCCUCCAAGACCAUCGCACGUCAACUGGGCAUCCAGCUCUAGCCUCCCGUAGCUUCUCUCUUGUACAGCAUGCGGUUAGUGGCCCCUCCUACUCUUGGCUUGGAAUCCUUUGUUUGGUAAAGUUGUUGGUUGGCUGGUGAAUGCUGCCUGGGUAUAUGGUGUCCUGUUAUACUGAGUUUUCUCUGUGACUUUAACCUCUGGAUGGAUGAAGCAGGCUAGCAGCCCCAGGACUGCAGGGAUCUUAUAAAGGAUAUAGUUGUUCGGCCACUGUGGACUCCUGCCUUAGAAGCAGGCUGCCUGGGAUAUGCUGAACACCCUGGAGGUGAAAACCAUGGAGCAGACCUCAAGAGUCCCUCUGGUCCUGAGUCAGCAUCUGCUUUACACCUGUGGCAAGAGCUCUGUCCUGGGAGGCAGCUGAGAACCCUCGAAUGGGAAGAUUGUAGAGAAAGACUUGGGAGACACGAGCCUUCCUCAAGACUGCCCAACGACACACAGAUGUUUGUAAAUGUAUAAUUUGCUCGUAUGUAACAUAAAG
Molecule: messenger RNA, 3732 nt
Organism: Microtus oregoni (creeping vole)
Lineage: Eukaryota; Metazoa; Chordata; Mammalia; Rodentia; Cricetidae
Product: thyrotropin-releasing hormone receptor-like
Exons: 5
Coding region: 177-1328 (383 amino acids)
Biological process (GO): phospholipase C-activating G protein-coupled receptor signaling pathway
Cellular component (GO): membrane
Molecular function (GO): thyrotropin-releasing hormone receptor activity
Source: RefSeq, a predicted model, not a curated record